This is a messenger RNA of Phalaenopsis equestris, 607 nucleotides long. Its product is annotated as protein RALF-like 33. Bases 75 to 434 code for a protein of 119 amino acids. The transcript has a single exon. Lineage: Eukaryota; Viridiplantae; Streptophyta; Magnoliopsida; Asparagales; Orchidaceae. The record is from RefSeq and is a predicted model, not a curated record.
GUCCUUUAACUAUAGUUUAGCCCUCUAUCUGAAGAAGGCGAGGAAGAAGGAGAAGAAAUCGAAGUAAAAGUAGAAUGGAGACGAUGAGAAGUAGAAACAUCUCCAAAUCCGUCUUCAUCCUCAUCCUUGUUACCUCUUUGUUCUCCUCUGUAAUCUCCGGCGACAUCGGUGGACACAGUCUAGGGUGGAUUCCGGGGCCAUCGGCUUGCCAGGGAACGAUCGCAGAGUGCAUCGGCGGCGAUGAGUUUGAUUUGGCAUCAGAAUCCAGUCGAAGAAUCUUGGCGACUUCUGGCUACAUCAGCUACGAUGCGUUGAAGCGUGGAAGCGUGCCUUGCGAUCGUCGCGGUGCUUCCUACUACAACUGCCGUCCUGGAGCUGAGGCGAAUCCGUACUCCCGUGGUUGCUCGGCUAUUACUCAAUGCCGGGGGGGUUAAUUCCCUCUUCCAUUCUUUUCAUCUCGUGUUCUUAUUUCCAUUUAUAUCGCUGUUUGAAACUAUUGAUUCGGUUCCUGCUGUGCGUCCUGGCUUGAAAUUUGAUGUAAUUGGUUGUGCUGUUGGGUUUUUUAUGAAUACAGAAAGAAAAUUGAUGAUUAUGAUGGAUUGCUUAA